AUGGCGCACAACCAGGAGCUUCUAGCCAAGACCCCCAUCACCAAGUUCAAGCAACAGGACUUUUACUCCUUACGGGAUUAUUGCCUAAACAGAGGCCUGCUGUUUGAGGACAAGACAUUCCCUGCUGAGACUUAUUCCAUAGGUCUACAGCUGCUCAGGAAAAACCUCUCCAGCCUAAGCUGGAUGCGGCCAAAGGAUUUAUUGAAGGGUAAAUCAGAGCCUCACUUCAUCCUGGAAGGUGCAAGCAGUUUCGACAGCCAACAGGGGGAGGCAGGAGAUUGCUGGUUCCUGGCAGCACAGGGCUCCUUGACACAGAACCCACAGCACCUGCAGAAGAUCCGAAUGGACCAAAGCUUUUCAUAACAAUAUGCGGGGAUUUUCCGUUUUCCGUUCUGGCAGUGUGGCCAGUGGGUGGAAGUGGUGAUUGACGAUCGCCUACCUGUCCUGAACAAUGAGUACUUCUUUGUUAAUCCUCGCAACAAACAAGAGUUUUGGCCGAGCCUGCUGGAGAAAGCCUGCGCCAAGUUUCAUGCGUCCUGUGUCAACCUGCACUAUGGCUACCUCCCUGAUGCCCUGGUGGACCUCACGGGAGGGGUGGUCACCAACAUCAGCCUGCAUUCCUCCUCGUCUGACCUGAUGACAAUGGUGAAGAUGGUAGCCGAGGCAGGCUCCCUGAUGACCUGCAGCACCCUGGCCGGGCCGACAAGUGAGUCCACGAGGAUGGCAAACAGGCUGGUGAGUCGGCAUGCCUACACAGUGACUGGCGCCGAGCAGAUUCAGUACAGGAGCGGCUGGGAAUAUCUUAUCCGCCUGUGGAACCCCUGGAGCAAGAGCGAAUGGAGAGGGCGCAGGAGUGACAGGUCUCUGGAGUGGCAGGAAACUCAUGACCACCAGAAAAGCCAGCUGUAUGAGAAUAAGGAUGAUGGUGAGUUUUGGAUGUCAUGUCAAGAUUUCCGAGAUAACUUCUGCCUAUUUAUAUGUAACCAAGUUCCAAUCAGCCUGGACCAUGGAAACACACUCCCUGAAAGAUGGUCCCAACUGAUGUUUAAGAACCACUUAAUUCCAGGAAAUGCAGAAGAGUGCUUCAGCCUGAGCCCUGGGACCUAUGUGGUGGUUGUCUCCGCAGGCAGAGAAGCAGUUGAGUUCUUGCUCCGAAUCUUCCUAAAGAUGCCAGACAGUGACAGGAACCUGGACGAUAAUCUCAACCUCAGACCAUUGCAGAAAUUUGAUGUUGGCUAUUCUUCCUUAGAUCCAGGCAAGUCGUCCAGAAAUGGCUCCCAACGAAGCAUUUUCUACAAAUACGCUCAGCAGGGGCUGGACAUUGAUGCUACCCAGGUUCAGAGGCUUCUCAACCAGGAAUCCCUAAAAGGACCUCCAGGGGACACGUUCUCUUUGGAUGAGUUCCGGAGCAUGGUGGCUCUGACGGAUCUGAAGGUGAACGGGCGGCUUGACCAAGAGGAGUUUUCAAGGCUGUGGAGCUGUCUUGUCCACUGCCAGAGUGUUUUCCAGAACUCCUGGAAGAACUCUGGAGUUUUCCCAAGCCUGGAUUUGUGGACGGCCAUAAAGGACACAGACUUCCUUGCAGGGAUCUCCGUCACCACUGAGCGGCUGGAUGUCAUGAGACUCCGCUAUAGCGACAGCACAGGCAAGGUCAGCUUCCCCAGCCUGGUCUGCGUCCUGAUGCGGCUUGAAGCCGUGACAAAAGCGUUCCAGAACCUCUCCGAGGAUGGAAAAGGACUCUACCUGACAGAAAUGGAAGUGAGGUACCUUCCCCUCCCAGAGACAGGGCACAACCCCAGGCUGCUUCUCCUCCCCUGA
Molecule: messenger RNA, 1818 nt
Organism: Balaenoptera acutorostrata (minke whale)
Lineage: Eukaryota; Metazoa; Chordata; Mammalia; Artiodactyla; Balaenopteridae
Gene: CAPN13
Product: calpain 13
Biological process (GO): proteolysis
Cellular component (GO): cytoplasm
Molecular function (GO): calcium-dependent cysteine-type endopeptidase activity
Source: RefSeq, a predicted model, not a curated record